GUCGUGACAGUGGCGCUUGCAUUAACCUUCAUCACAUGGCUACGAAAUUAAAGUUUUCAUUAGCUGAUAAGUUCCAGCCUUGUUUCAAUUCGCAGUAUCCAAUUUUUCAUACAGAAUCAGGAAAAAUAUAUUGUGGACGAGUUGUUGAUGACUCAUUGUGCAUAAACAUUCUAGAUAGCGAAUCAUUCACUUUGGUCGAUAAAAUUCAGGAUGAGGAGUCUAUCACUUCUUUCGUUGUCGAUGAGGUUUAUUCGACAGUUUACAUUGCUACGAAGAACUUGCUUCUGAAGCGCAUUGAUGGCGAAUCUCUAAAAUCCACAAGGGUUUGGAUGUCUUGCCAUCAAAGAAUUGUUCAGAAAAUGUCGUUGAGCAAAUGUUCAACCCGCCUAGCUACAGGAUCAGGGGAUACUGUCGUUCGCUUAUGGCACAUUGGCCCUAAAGAAGGUUUCUCUGCAAGUUGUCGGUUGCAUCAGGGCAUGAUAACACUAUUAAAAUUUCAUCCAACCUUGCCAUAUCUUUUCUCAUCAUCGAUUGGUGAUCAUUUUGUAGCCAUUUGGAAUUCUGAAACCGGGAAGCAUAUCUCUUCUUUAGAAGGUCAUCAAAGCAAUGUUACCAGUUUGGAUUACAAUAUUGAGAAAAAUCAACUGGUUACUUGUGGACGGGAUAAAGUAAUUAUUUUAUGGUCUUCUUCUGACUUUACUCAACAAAAAGUUAUACCAGCCUUCGAAAGUCUAGAAGCCUGCAUCUUUCUUCCUGUCGGUGCCCUCGAAAAUCAUCUGGGUCGCAGUUUUAUUGAGAACAAUACAUCUCUAUUAUUGACUGGUGGUCAGUGGGGUUGUCUGCGUGUUUGGGAUCCAGACACUGGACGUUGUGUGUUGGAGAUCAAAGGUCCUUUGGAUAGAACGCAAUUGGAUUCUGCUGGGUCUGAGUCAACACAAGGUACACUGGAUCGUCACUCUAUUGACUAUGGACUUCAUUCUAUCAGUAGUUUGAAGAUUUGCAAUGUUAAAAGCACUGAUGAUACUACUUCGAAUGAAAAGAAUGUCUUUACCCCGAGAUUAAUUCUUGUUCGCCAAAGUAAUCAUGUUGAAUUCUAUAACCCAUUGGUGGCUAAAUUAACAGCUGAGUUUCUAGGUGAUAUUGGACAAGUUGACCAGUUAUGCAUAGCAGGGAAAAACCAUAAUUUCCUUAUUCUUGCUGAUGCAUCACCUCAUCUUAAGAUCUUUAUGAAUCCCUAUGGACUUGGUUUAAAGCAAGAAACUGAUCAAGAUACUGCUAAGUCUAAUGGGAAAAGAAGUGGUUCAUGGAAGUGUCAUCUUAUUCCUGGUGGUCAUACAGAUGUGAUUAUGGAUUUGACUGUAUCUGUAUGCGGUCAGUGGAUUGCAAGUGGUUCAAAGGAUCAAUGUAUUUGUUUAUGGCGUUUGAAAGAAUCAGACGAUGAGUUACUAUCUCAAUCCUGUAAAAAGAUCCCUGCUAAAGUCGAUCUUAUAACACGAAUCCAAAAGGCACAUGCUGCCCAUAUCAGUGCAGUCUGCUUUGACAAAUUGACGACACAUUUAAUAUCUAGUUCAGAAGAUGGUAUUUUAAAAGUCUGGAACGUUCAGUGCGAUAACUUAGAGAAUCCAGAAACCAUACUGUCAGAAUCGAACACUGUACAUGGUGCUCAUGGCGGGGUUAUAAAUUCAAUUGAUGUAUCAGUUGAUAAUCGUCUUGUUGCUACAGCGUCACGGGAUAAAACGGUGAAGAUAUGGGAAUUUAAAAAACAGUGUUUACAGUGCCAAGGAGUUUUGAAAGGUCAUCGUAGAGGUGUAUGGUCGGUUUGCUUUUCAAAAUAUGAAAAAGUUGUACUUACUGCUUCGGGUGAUGGAGAUGUGAAACUGUGGAAUUUGAAGGAUUUUUCGUGUAUGAGAACUUUGGAAGGUCAUGAUCAACCAGUCUAUAAAGCUGUCUUCCUUUCUCAAGAUAAACAGGUGCUGUCAUGUGACCAAAAAGGUCUAAUCAGAUUAUGGAAUAUUUCUAAACCACCCACAAAGAAGUUGGAGAAGGGUGAAAAUUUUAGUAGACCAUCUGAAGAGACCACUUCUUUGGUUUAUGAAGCACAUGACGGAAGAAUAUGGUCGUUAGCUGUGUGUCCAGAUGAGAGUGGAUUUUUCACUGGUGGUGAAGAUGAAACUCUAUGCUAUUUUGAAGAUAUCACUGAAAAAAUAUUGAGAGAAGCCUCUGAAGUACAGGAGAAUUUUAUUCAAACGCAACAAGAACUCAAUAACCUGAUGCACAGACGAAUGUAUGCUGAAGCUGUUCAUUUGGCUAUCAAACUAGACCAGCCUAAACGAACACUGGAUAUUUUUCAAGAACUUCUAACCCAAGAUAUCGUAGAACGACCUUCUAAAGAGCAUCAAAAUAUCAAGUAUCCUACAUACGCAGCCAACUUACUGUCAGUACUUGAUGGUUUUGUAAGUAAGAGUCAAAAUGAUGGUUCUGAAGACUCAAUUUCUUUAACCCAACGACUUUUAUCCUAUGCUAUCAACUGGAACACAAGAACAAGGACAUCAAUGAUUAGUCAAUGUGUUUUAAACUGGAUUCUUACUCGUUGGACACCGGAGGAACUAUUUGAAUGGCCAAAUUUUAGUCGAGUGAUCCAGUCUCUACUCCCAUAUACAAAUCGUCAUUAUCAGCGUAUCUGUAGGUUAGAAGAACAGUUAGCUAUUUUGGAUUAUAUAUCAGAAUUGACAGAUGAACAUUUAAUUCCUACUAGUUCUACUAUUGAUUACACUAAUCAGAAAUCGAUUAUUGAACCAAUGAAUUUAGAUAAUGAUCAGGAGUUAACAUUGAAUAUUUCUAAAUAAGGUCAACGAUAGGAGAUUUGGAGAAUACGUAGUGAAGAAAUAAACCACAAUGUAUAUAAUUAUCUCCGAUUUUGAAAUAAUUUAACUGUGCAGCUACAAAAAAAAGUUAAAUUAUAGUCAAGUGUUUAAUUGAGUAAUACAUUUUUUCUGAAGUUUUU
This is a messenger RNA of Heterobilharzia americana, 3004 nucleotides long. Lineage: Eukaryota; Metazoa; Platyhelminthes; Trematoda; Strigeidida; Schistosomatidae. The record is from the annotation of a GenBank genome assembly.